AUGGCUUCAGGGUGCAAACAUCAAGGUUUGGCGAGAUCGUUGUUGCUGGCUGUGCUGUGCUGCUGUGCCACUUUCCGGUGGAAUUGUGUCGUGGCAGAUCCAUUUUUUUAUCCAUCGUCACAGUAUUACUACGGCACCGGUUCAGCCAUACGACCGUCGGCAAAUGGCUACGGUUAUUAUCAGCAACCAACCACUGCUGAAUCACAAAAUGUAGCCGUUUAUAGUGGUAAUCCCAACUAUUACGGUGUGCCUGGUUAUGAGGAUCACUGGACAACGGGUUCUAGAAAUGUCUGGAACGAUCCUUACCUUCGAUGGAAGUGGAACAACUAUUACAAUGGUUACUACUAUCCCUACCCGACUGGGGGUGGAGGUGGUAGUGGAUGGAAACGAAACGAUGGUGCAGCAUACUAUAACGGCAAAAGGCGGGAAGAUUCCGUGCAACCGCCAGACACUAAACCGGAAACGACUACAACACGGCGUCCAAGGAAGAAAAAACUCUUCGUACCGAAUGUUUGGGGCUAA
Molecule: messenger RNA, 522 nt
Organism: Anopheles marshallii
Lineage: Eukaryota; Metazoa; Arthropoda; Insecta; Diptera; Culicidae
Exons: 3
Coding region: 1-522 (173 amino acids)
Source: RefSeq, a predicted model, not a curated record